Messenger RNA from Larimichthys crocea (large yellow croaker), 4494 nucleotides. RefSeq names its product forkhead box J3 (gene foxj3). Gene Ontology annotation, molecular function: RNA polymerase II cis-regulatory region sequence-specific DNA binding; DNA-binding transcription factor activity, RNA polymerase II-specific. The record is from RefSeq and is a predicted model, not a curated record. Bases 613 to 2481 code for a protein of 622 amino acids. The transcript has 12 exons. Gene Ontology annotation, biological process: regulation of transcription by RNA polymerase II. Lineage: Eukaryota; Metazoa; Chordata; Actinopteri; Sciaenidae. Gene Ontology annotation, cellular component: nucleus.
GAGGAGGAGGAGGAGGGGAGAGUCCCGGAUGUUGGCUCGGCAGCCGAGAGAAAGGCGAACGGGAGAAGGCGCAGAGAGAAGCUGAGGAGGGACGCCACGGCAAAAAGGAGGGCACACCGGCGAAGCUACGGCGGCUCCUUUGCACAGGGACGAUAACGUCAAGAGCGCAGGACACCUCCUGGGGAGAGCCCCCCUGCUAGCUGAAGAAGAGGAGGUGGAAGAAAGGGGAGGUGGCAGUUACUCUCAAACUAACCGUCAGGAUUUACAGAGAGAGGGAGAGAGAGAGAGAGAGGGAGCCACCGCCACAGCAGCUUUCACCCAGAGUAAGUGAGCUACACGGGCAUGGAAGUUGAAGUAAGGCCCACGAAAUGGACGACUUUAACGGGGAAGUGAGCCGCACUGAAGUUCUGGGGAUUGAGCCCGAGUUGAUCUACCGAAGACAUUAUGCUGAUGUCUUGAGCUGAGGGGGAGACUUCUUCCUUGACCUGUCAGUCGUCUCCAUUUGUUAUUCCACACCUGGUCCGCUUUCCAUCAACCCGCCGAGCACCAACAGCAACCAACACCACCUCCACGUUUUCCCCACCCCCCCCUUCUGCCCAGCCUGCCGUCACCAUGACGUCGGAGCUGGAGAGCAGCCUGACCUCCAUGGAUUGGCUUCCUCAACUAACCAUGCAGGCGGCCAUCCGCAAGGCGGACGCCCAAAAUGCCCACGGGCCAGGCAUGGGCAAAAAGGGUACCCUUCUGGAUCCUAACACCACAUUGGACCAGGAGGAGGUGCAGCAGCACAAGGACGGCAAGCCGCCCUACAGCUACGCCAGCCUCAUCACGUUUGCCAUCAACAGCUCGCCAAAGAAGAAGAUGACACUCAGCGAGAUCUACCAGUGGAUCUGUGAUAAUUUUCCCUACUACAGGGAGGCGGGCAGUGGUUGGAAGAACUCUAUACGGCACAAUCUGUCAUUGAACAAGUGUUUUCUCAAAGUGCCUCGCUCCAAAGAUGACCCAGGAAAGGGCUCUUACUGGGCCAUCGACACCAACCCAAAGGAGGACGCCUUGCCCACACGGCCAAAGAAGAGGCCGAGAUCUGGAGAGCGGGCUUCUACGCCGUACAGCCUGGAGUCGGAGUCUUUGGGGAUGGAGUGUAUGAUCUCUGGAAGUGCCUCUCCAACGCUGGCAAUCAACACUGUGACUAACAAGGUGGCGUUGUACAAUACAGACCAGGAAGGAAGCGAUAGUCCAAGAAGCAGCCUUAACAACAGCCUGUCUGAUCAGAGUCUGGCCUCCGUCAAUCUCAACAGUGUGGGCAGCGUGCACAGCUAUACACCGGUGACCAGUCACCCGGAGCCCGUGUCCCAGUCUAUGAGCCUCCAGCAGCCCCCGCAAUCCCAGUACAACAUGCCAGACAGGGAUAAGCAGCUCCUGUUCUCUGAAUUUGAAGAUCUCAGUGCCUCCUUCCGCAGCCUUUACAAGUCUGUUUUUGAGCAGUCCUUCAGCCAACAAGGUCUGAUGGGCAUACCGUCAGAUUCCUCCCAGCAGACCCACACCUCCUGCUCCUAUCAGCACUCCCCCAGUGGCACCAUUAGCACUCAGAACAGCCUGUCAAACAACCAACCCAACAGCCACCCCAACAGCCACUCCGCCAACAGUGGCCAGGUGCCCCUGUCCCAUCCUGCCCAAGCCCACCCGGGCCACGGCUCGCCCCACGCACAGCACCUCCCGCAGCAUGGCGGCCCCCACAACCAACACAACCAACACGCCCAGCACAGCCAACACAGUCAGCACCCACAGCACGCUGCGCACUCCCAGCACGGGCAGCACCCAUCGCAGCACCCAUCCCACGGCCAGCACCCACAGCAACACACGCCACAUCCCUCCCAACACACGCAGCACAGCCAGCAUCCUUCCCAACACGGACAGCAGCAUCAGAGCCUCUCCCAUCAGCCCCAUCCUACCCAGCAACAGAUGGCCUGCAACACAGGUUUACUGUCUGACUGGUACCCAAAUCUGGAUGCACUGAAAGAAAGCUGUCGUAUUGCUAGCAGCUAUAACUGGGCUGAUGUCGACCUUUCACCUUUCCAAGGAUUAAGAGAGAGUAUGAGACAAGCGGAGUUGAACAAUUGGUCCCUGGAACCCACCCAGAUCGCGGACCUCUGCUCGUCCAUCAACCAAUUUUUUGCCCGCACCGGUGUAAUCCAACCACAAGGGGCAGUGCAGUCUCCUGUUUGUCAUGGCUCCAUGCACCCCAACAAACCCAGCCAGCACCUCAACACAGGAAAUAUCUACAUGGACUCCAGACAGAGUAUGUCCAUGAUGGGUCCUCCUGGAUAUCCCCACAUGACCCCCAUGAGCACCACAGGACCCACAAUGACAGGACACCAUGCACAGAUGAACCAGCAGCACAUGAUACCUACCAGAAACUUCCAGAUGCAUCGCAUGCCAGCUGAUGACAUCCAGGAUGACUUUGAUUGGGACUCUAUUGUCUAGCCCCUAGACCUCCUUUUGCAAACAAAAGGGAGCGAGGAGAGGAGGUGGAAGCCAGAGGAAGCCAGGCUGAGCUGAAAGGCCGCAGGAGGAGGAGGAGGAGGAGGCCACUUUGGGUGGGAUGCAGAAGAACAUUUGACAAACUUUGGAGAAAGACAGACAGACUUCAGAGUCCUGACAUUUUUACAAAAGCAAAACAUAAUGAGAAAAUGUUACUUUGAAGACAAUCAUAUUUAGUCGGACAUGUUAAAGUGAUUGCUUAUGUACUUGUCUCAAGACAAGUAGAACACAUUCACGUCUAAACCACACGCUCCUCAGCUCCUCAGCCAGCCCUCUCCCAGUCCCUAGCCAGCAGCCUUCCAAAGUCCGAACCCCUCUCCCCCCUCGACCCCCCGCUCCGUAACUGUUAUGUGAUUUGAGCGACGUGUUCAGCUUGUAAUUCUUCUCGUGUUGACAUUGGCCUCAGCUGCCUCUUGGAUGAGUUUAUCUCUCUCUCUCCUUUUUUUUUUUUUUUUAAGAAAAAAACAAACAAACAUUUGUUUUAUUUUUGUUUUUAAGGAACACAGGCCGUCUCUGUGAGUAAUGUGAUGGUGCUCGUUGGUCACUUUUGGGAGAAAGUGGGCCCCACGUUGGCUGAACUGGUGGUAAAGUUAGGUUUACAAUAAGUGAGGUUUUUGAACAGGGUGUUAAAUGUUUAAGCAGGCUUGAUAUUAAACAAACCAAGAGAGACGGCGAGAGACGAAUCACAGAAAGUACUGUGAACUGUCACAGCCAACCAAUGUGAUCAGGCUCACUGCAACAGACUGGUUAUGGGAGUAAAGCAACUUUUUUUUUUUUUCUUCUUAGUUCUCUCAAGCACUUCAAAAUGAGUGAAUAUAAUGAGUGUGAGAAGAAGGUGAAAGCAGGGAAGUCAGACAUUUUAUGUCUUUUUUUUUUAAUUCAUUCAGCCCAAAGUAACUCGAGGUUUAGGUUCUCUGUGUGCAUCAUGUCUGUUAAUAAUUGCUUUACCAAUCAGAAGCUAUUGUAACAUUAAAUACUAAACAAAUCCACAAUUUCAAGCUAGUUUAAAUGUUAAAGUUCAUCAGUUUUAGGUGAGCAGCCUAUUGAUCAGUAAACAAGUCAACGAAAUAAGUAACAAUAAAUUGCAGUACCGAAAUGUUGAAAUGUUCAGCACUCAUGGUCAUCUGAUCUAUUUCAACUUUGAAAUACUGGUUUUGGUAGUCCAGUAUCCGUUGCAAGCAAGUAUUUGUUUAAAUGUACUGUUCAGAUCAGUGUGGUUUGGACUUAUUAAAGCUAUCGUCCAGCAUUUUAAAUAUAAAAUAUGAAGCUACAGACAGGAAAUGAUUAGCUUAGCUUGGCAUGUGGAAAACGGCUCGCCUGGCUGUGUCUAAAUGUAACAAAAUUUGCGUACACGCAAAUUUAAAGCUCACUAACGUGAUAUAUCUUUAACGUUUGUUUAAUCCGUACAAUAACUGAAGAGUAAAAACAACUUAUGGUUUUAUGCGGGGGGCUAAUGUGCUGGACUAUUUCUUGGCCGGUUGCAGUGAUUUCUUGGAGAUACAAUAUGUUAUUUACUGAGCUUUACAGAAAGUAAAUAAAAUAUAAUAUUAUAUAUUAAGAGCUCAGUAACUGGCUUCUGUGUUGUUACUGUUAAACACAGAGCCAGGCUAGCAGUUUCCCACAGUUUUCUGUCUUUGUGCUAAGCUAUGUUAAUUGUGUGCUGGAAGGGGCUUUGCAUUUACUGUGUGCAAUCCAUAUUAUAAUUUAUGCUUGUGACAGUAACAAGUAAAACAUAACGAGAAUGUAUGCAAUUUUGAGAGUAAUGGGCCGAAGCCUCACUGACGUGAAACAUUGCUAUUAAACUAAUAAACUGUAAUAAAAUAAAAAACUAGAAGAAGGGUCUCUCAUCCCAAAGAGAAAAAAAAUCUGGUGUGAAAUCUUCUUACAUUUCGUAAAACUUUGAUUAAUGAUCAAUAGGAUAUGCAUCAGAUGUUGAACUUUCCAUUUGAAAAGGGC